This is a messenger RNA of Toxotes jaculatrix (banded archerfish), 1157 nucleotides long. RefSeq names its product cytotoxic T-lymphocyte protein 4-like. The record is from RefSeq and is a predicted model, not a curated record. Gene Ontology annotation, biological process: regulation of T cell proliferation; T cell receptor signaling pathway. The coding region runs from base 219 to 800 and encodes 193 amino acids. Gene Ontology annotation, cellular component: external side of plasma membrane. The transcript is spliced from 5 exons. Lineage: Eukaryota; Metazoa; Chordata; Actinopteri; Toxotidae.
UGGUUUCAUUGCUUCACACAGGAAGUCUUCCAAAUCUGAUUCAAGUCACACAUUUCUCUUCAGCUUCUCUGUGUUACUGAACAAAGUGUGUCCACUCAUCUUGCUGCAGUGACGGUCCUGAGGGUGGCAACAGUCCCCUUACACUUCAGAGAAGAAGAAAACAGAACAGACUACUGUCAGAUUAUCGAUAGCUUACAGCAGCCGGUCAGGAGGAGAAGAUGAGAGUGGGGAUCCUGUGGAUGGCGAUAGUGUGGCUGAGUGAUGGAGAAGUCACAACGUGCUCAGUUGAGCGGAUCAUCACUGUGCCAAAACCCAGUAAAGUAACCAUCACCUGUCCGCCCAGCAUGGGUGACAUCUUCAACUAUCAUCUCUCCUUCAAUGCCAGCAACAUCAGCGAAAUACAAGUGAAUAAGCCUGAUUUGGCAGGGAGUUUGUUCUACGGUCAGUUUGAAGUCACAGCCAACGACAGUGGAUUUUACAGCUGCAAGAUGGAGGUGAUAUAUCCUCCACCACACAGAGAGUACUGUCACACCACUGAAGUCAAAGUGGACAGUAAAAUGUCUGACCUGCAUUACACAGAAAUCAGUGUCACUGACCCAGCAGCCAAUCAGAGCUGUCCAGACAGGUCUCCAUUCAUUCCAGAGGUGGUGCUGUGGGUUGGAUGUGGCGUUUUAUUCGUCUACAGCCUGACAGUCACCUGCAUUAGCAUUGCUAUAUGGAAGCUGAAGAGACACGAUGAGGAUACAAACGUGUAUGCCAACACCAGACCUGUCGAGAACAGGAAACCCUGCAAAGUUUAACCAGAUCUUAUGGCAAUUACAAAGAGCUACUGCAGUUAUUAAAGCUAUAAAUGUUGUGUGCAAAUCAGUGAUUAGUUCAAAUCACAAGACUGGAAUCUAUGGAUGGAAAACAGAGUCUGGUGGUUGGUGAAGAGUUACUGAGAGAGCCGGGGAUGAUGGUUAUGAUUAAUUUAAAUGACAAAUAUUUGAAUUUCACGCUUACUUAGCUUAUUUUUUAGACUGAAAAAUGACAAGAAGAAAUACCGCAUUAGAAAUAGUGCUUCUGCAGCAGAUGGCAAUGUAUUUCAGUGACCUGAGAUUCCUUAACAUGUGUGCAACAUGCAAAAAAAAAAAGAAAAAAAAAGAAAAAAAAAGAAA